Messenger RNA from Phaeoacremonium minimum UCRPA7, 453 nucleotides. RefSeq lists its product as hypothetical. The record is from RefSeq and is a predicted model, not a curated record. Lineage: Eukaryota; Fungi; Ascomycota; Sordariomycetes; Togniniales; Togniniaceae. The transcript is spliced from 2 exons. The coding region runs from base 1 to 453 and encodes 150 amino acids.
AUGUUCUGCCUCAGGAGCUGGCUGCCGCUCCUCUUCAUCCCCACCAACGCCUCUCCCGCCUUCAUCUUCCUCUUCUUCGUCUGCACAUACUUUCUCAACCGGCCCUGCGUCUACUGUUCCUUCUUGCUGCUCAUCCUCUUCCUCACCUCCUGCAACUGGUCCGACCGGUGCUUCUUCGACUUCAGCAGCAACUGGUUCCUGCCGCGGCCCUCCGUCUCCUAUUUCCCCGAGCUCCUGGUCAAUGGCUCCAUGAGCGUUACGGGCGGUAACUUCACUGCGGCCGUGGCGAAGGAGGUGCUAAAUACCACCGUGGACGUUCUUGUCGGCGCCACGGCCGAUCCCCUGUCUCGUGCGAAGGCCGAGUGGACGGGACUGGGUAUGGAGUGGCUUAGGAGUCUACUGGGCCGCAGAGAAUGGCGGAUCGACUGUUUGGACAUCUAUGUACGUUUAUGA